Messenger RNA from Puccinia graminis f. sp. tritici CRL 75-36-700-3, 1248 nucleotides. RefSeq lists its product as uncharacterized. Gene Ontology annotation, molecular function: endopolyphosphatase activity; phosphatase activity. Gene Ontology annotation, biological process: polyphosphate catabolic process. The transcript is spliced from 4 exons. Lineage: Eukaryota; Fungi; Basidiomycota; Pucciniomycetes; Pucciniales; Pucciniaceae. The record is from RefSeq and is a predicted model, not a curated record. Gene Ontology annotation, cellular component: cytoplasm. The coding region runs from base 1 to 1248 and encodes 415 amino acids.
AUGGAGCCAGAUUCUAAACAUCCAUUGCUUUUCCAACUCAAGCCGAAACCACAUGACCGUCGCAGACUCAGGACCAUCUCCCUAUUCCUACUCACCAGCAUACUCCUCCUGACCCUCAACUACACCUCCUACUUGGACUCAACCAAACUCAGCAAUCUUUUCAACCGCUUAUUCCGUCGUCCUCAGCAUCUCGCAACCCAAAAGCCUGACCAUGAGGACUACGAUAAAUUCGUCUGGCAUAAAAACAUCCUCUCUGACUGGGACCCCAACUCAGAUCAUCGACUCAUAACGUUCGGUGAUGUCCAUGGUAUGGGUCAUUCAUUAAAGGAGCUGCUCAAAAAUUUGAACCACGAUCCUCAAGCAGACACCGUACUUAUCGUCGGAGACCUGGCUGCCAAACAUCCCAACAUCCAAGCCUCGCUCGACACAAUUCGCUACUGCCGAGAGUCCAAGUUCGAGGCAGUGCGAGGGAACCAUGACGAAUACAUCAUCAUCUGGAGGAACUGGAUGGAGCUCAAUCGAGCGAAAUUUGUCGAGCCGGACCAAGUCCUCGGCUACAAUUCGGACGACCAUGCCAACCUCCAGUCUGACCUUUGGCUCCAAGCCUCCAAGCCUCCUCAGGAUCUCAAGAAGAAACUCCCAAAUGGAAUGGAUUGGGGCACCCAACACUUCGAGAUCGCUCGUCGAUUGCCCAAGAUCGAUUUUCACUGGCUCUUGGAACGCAGUCUGACAAUCUAUGUCUCCCCUCUGAGGACUUACUUCGUUCAUGCUGGAAUGCUACCCUGGGUCCCGCCUAACGAACCCGAGGCGGAUAUGGCACGAGAGGUGAUGUCAUUACUUGGAGUCAAGGAGAACAAGGAGUCAUACACGCUUUUGGAGAUGCGCGGGCUUAAGAAGGGUCGUCGGCCGACGAAGGAUGCGAACAAGGGCAAGCCGUGGUACAAGUACUGGAACAAAACGAUGCGGAGCUGCAAUCAGACCUCGAUGACCAGCUCGGCUGCCCGGGCCUGGUGCGAGCGUGCCCAAUACGUUGUCUAUGGACAUUGGGCCGGCAAGGGCCUCACCGUUAAGCCUUGGUCCAUCGGCCUCGACAGCGGCUGUGUGUAUGGCCGACAACUCUCUGCACUCGUCAUCGGCAAACCCCGUGCGUCGGUGACUAAGAAACACAAAGGCCUCCUCAAACCCAUCCCAACCCAAAUCUCCAACUACAACGCCACGAUCUUUCAAGUUAACUGUCGCGAACCUUAA